CAAAAAUUCAUUUAGGCAGCAUUUGAUUUCUCAUAAGAAAGAAUGGCUGCUAUGAACAACAAAAUUAUCAGCAUCAUACUCCUUUUUCUUGCUCUCGCUUUUCAAUGUUAUAGCCAGUGCCAAUUGAGCGAUCUUAAAAUUGAACAGGAACGAACAGGGGUCAAAGUAAAAAAUAAGCAAGAGUGGCGAGUUUUUAUAAUCACCGAUUGUAUAUGUAAUUUUCCCCUUGUAGCUCUAAAUUGUUCAGGAUUUCAAACUGUGGAGCCGAUUGACCCUUCAUUGAAGAUUGUUCAUAGUACAGGAAAAUUUUGUCUUAUUGCUGAUGGUAAUAACCCUAUCACUAGAUUUCGUCCUGCAACCUUUAGAUAUGCAUGGGACUCCUCUUUUCCUUUUGAUAUUGUUGGUGUAGAAAUUUAUUGUCCCUAAUUUCUCAAUGUCCAAAAAUAUACUUGUAUUCUUAUAUUAAGUAAUUAAAGAAUAAAAGUUUCAUGU
Messenger RNA from Arachis duranensis, 492 nucleotides. RefSeq lists its product as uncharacterized. The record is from RefSeq and is a predicted model, not a curated record. Gene Ontology annotation, biological process: cell fate determination. The transcript is spliced from 2 exons. NCBI's taxonomy places the organism in Eukaryota, Viridiplantae, Streptophyta, Magnoliopsida, Fabales, Fabaceae. The coding region runs from base 43 to 426 and encodes 127 amino acids.